This is a messenger RNA of Arachis stenosperma, 3410 nucleotides long. Its product is annotated as probable disease resistance protein At4g27220. Bases 98 to 3169 code for a protein of 1023 amino acids. The record is from RefSeq and is a predicted model, not a curated record. Lineage: Eukaryota; Viridiplantae; Streptophyta; Magnoliopsida; Fabales; Fabaceae. Gene Ontology annotation, molecular function: ADP binding; protein binding. The transcript is spliced from 3 exons.
UUAUGAAUUAUUGAGUCUACUUACUUUGUUGUUCUUUGAGAGUUAAUCAGCUUUGUUUUAGUAAGAAAAACGCAGCGGUUACACUAAGCUAGCAGGUAUGGGGAGGCCGAAGGAAGAACGUUGCUGGAAUCAAGUUACAAAAGAGGCAGACGGAACGUGGAAGUGCAACCGUUGUGGACGUCAGUUUAGUGGUGGUGUUUCUCGAAUUAAAGCUCAUGUCGAUCGGAUCCCGGGGAAAGGUAUCUCUAUAUGCUCUGCUUCACCGGAUGAUAAUCAUUUACAACCGCAAUCACAAGAAAUUGCAAAUCGCAUGAAUCCAGGGGAAGUGGCUGCUGAAGAUGAUGAUCAUGAAAUGGUUGAUGCCUUCUUUGGAGGUUUAAUGCAGCAUUCAAUUAAUAUUAUUAGUCAACCCAUCAAUUUGCCUAGAGGGUCGGCAGCAGUGGCCCAAAGCAACAAUUGUGGUUUUGUAAAUGAUGAGAUUAAAAAGUUAAAUGAAUUGCUGCAUGAUUUAACUCUUGAAGAAGACGACAUUAAGGGAGAGUUAGAGUGGCUCAAGUCUGAGGGCAAGCAGAGCAAGACACAAGUUGAUGAUUGGUUGAAUGAACUACAAGAAUUGAGAAACGAAGUUGGUGAUUGCUUGAAUCUUGCUAUGGGAGCUGUUCAUUAUUUCAAUGAAAACUAUCCACACUAUCUUGGGCAAAUGCAGCAAUUAACUGCACAAGUGAGCGAGCUUAAGAAGAAAAAGCCUGUGGUGUUGUCAAAUGAAUUUGUUGGUAAAGAUUUUGAGAGAAAUGUUAAGAAGAUGUGGGAGCUUGUUGGUGACGAGAAAGUAUUGAUAAUUGGGAUACAUGGAAUGGGAGGGGUGGGUAAAACAUGUCUUGCAACUUAUAUGGAAACUCAAAUCAUAAGGGAAGGAACGUUCAACCACGUCAUUUGGGUCACUGUGUCUCGUGAUUAUACCAUUUCGAAGCUUCAAGAAGACAUUGGCAGAAGAAUUGGUGCAAAGCUUAAUAGAGAUGAUGAUGAGAGAACAAGAGCAGCACAUUUGUCAUCCGCAUUAUCAGAGAAAGGAAAAUGGGUGCUUAUUUUGGAUGACGUUUGGAAAUUUAUUGACCUGAAAAAGGUGGGAAUCCCUCGUUGUAGAAUCAAUGGCUCUAAAUUGAUUAUAACAAGUAGGUUGAAACAUGUGCUUCGACAAAUGGAUUGCCCCACAAGUAAUAUAAUAACAAUGUAUCCUCUCUCUCACGGGGAAUGUUUGGAGUUAUUUCUUUUAAGACUUGGUGAAUAUCACAAAACACACUUACCUCCUAAUGCAUGGAAUAUUGCAUGGGAAUGCGGUGGUUUACCGCUUGCAAUCAGUGUAAUGGCUAGAACCAUGAAAGGGAUUCAAAGAAUUCAUCAGUGGAGAUAUGCGUUGAAUAGACUUGAGAGAGGGGAGAUGGGGGGUGAGAUGAAAGAAGAGGUAUUUCAAGUAUUAAAAGCGAGCUAUGAUAAUUUAACACAUAAAUCCAUGCAAAAUAGUUUCUUGCAAUGUGCAUUAUACUUUGAAAUCCUCAGCUAUAAUAAAAUGAUAAUGAUGCUGGUUGACAGUGGAGCCAUAAAUGGAAGGAGGAGAUUGAACGACAUUUUUGACGAAGGCGGUACCAUACUGGAUGAACUUGAAGACCAUUCAUUAUUGCCUCCCUUUGGGAAUAUGCAGAAUUCAGUAAGAAAUAUGGCUUGUCAGAUAUUGAAAGAAUCUCAGAGGCUGAUAGUUAGCUGUGGUAAAGAAUUGACAGGAAUAUCUCACCUGCAGGAAUGGACUGCUGAUUUGGACAUAGUUUCUUUGGAUACAAACAGGAUAAAAGAAAUCCCAGCGGGUACAUCACCCAAUUGUUCAAGAUUAUCCACCUUGAUUCUGAGUAAUAAUUGCAUCAGUAGCAUCCCAGAAUGCUUCUUCACACACAUGAAAUCUCUAGCCAUACUUGACCUAUCUUACAAUUGCAGUUUAACCUCUCUGCCGGAUUCCCUGUCGGACUUGACUUGUCUUGUUUCUCUACUGCUUCAUGGAUGUGAUGCUCUGGCAAAGGUGCCUCCAUUGGGAAGGCUUCAGAAAUUGUCAACGUUGAUAAUGUCAGACACUGAAAUUGAGGUAGUUUUAGGCUUGGAAAUGCUGACAAACUUGAGAUGGCUUGAUCUAUCUUUCAAUAAAAAGUUGAGGUUGGAAUCAGGGAGGGUGCUGCGUGGUCUGACCAAUUUGCAAUAUCUGAAUCUCUUCGUCGCUACUCUGUCAAAUGUGGAAAUAGAGGAUGUACAAGGGCUGACCACACUUGAAUAUUUUCUGGGCGGCUUUAAUGACAUCAAAAGCUAUCACAAUUUUGUGGCAGGUAUAUGCAACACAGGUUCUGCACCCAAAUCUUAUCUUCUCUAUUUCGGUCGUAUCGAUAACUCUGAAAGGAUUUUUGAAUCUGAUGCUCGUAUUGGUCCAAGUGGUGACGACCACCAAAUUGUACAUUUAUUAGAUUGCGAAGAAUCCCCUCAUUUGCUGCCAAAAGACCUUACCAAUAUCUCCAUUGGAUGUAAUCCGCGUUGGGAAAGUUUAUGUGAUGCUCUGUCAAAUAUUACUCCUUCUUCUUUGGAAAACAUUGAAAUUGAGAGAUGCACACAAAUGAAGAGCGUGCUUUGUUCAUUUGGUAAAUGUUCCUUUUGCAGUAAUCUCAACAACCUUGAAUCCUUGCAGCUUUACGGUUUGGAGAGCUUAAUAGUCAUUUGUAAAGAAGAUGUUACUGCUACUGAUACAACAACACAAUCUCUCAAACCAAAUGCCGUCUUCUCUCAACUCAGGCACUUGGAGAUCUGGAAUUGCGAUGAGAUAGAAACGUUGGUAACAGCAGGGUUAUUGCCCCAACUUCAAAACCUGCAGACAUUAAUUGUAGACAGUUGUGAAUCUUUGAGAGAAAUAUUUGCAGCGAGUAGCAGUGGUGCUGAUAGUGAUGAUGCUGCUUCCACCAUCAUUACACUCCCCAACUUAACCUCACUCUAUUUGUGGGACUUGCCAAUGUUAGAGACUGUGUGCAAAGGAAUUAUAAUCUCCGAAUCAUUGCCGAAAUUUGUGAUCCGUGGGUGUCCCAAGUUAGAAAGUCGGUCUCCAUUUGAAGUCUCAUCAUCAUCAUUUACUUCUUACACAUAACUUCUACAGGGCUCAGUCACUGCAAGUGGGCCGAGCGACAUUUUGGGUUUGGCUUAUUUUCAUUUGGGCUUGCCCAUGUGUUGGAUUGACGUGUGUGAAAUUCGUGUUCACUACUUUAGGUACUGGAGUUGCCUAGGAUCAGUUGAUAGUUUGUGAACAUUUUUAAUUUAGUCGUUUCCAAUAAUGGGCGCAUCUAUAAUGUUCGAAUCGUGAUUUUGGGUAUUUGAUGUUCUAAUAAAUC